CACAGAAAUGAUAGAAGCACCCGUAUCGCUUUAAGGGAUCGAAUCGUGAGAUUUAUAGAGGAUUCGAGGACUGGUUAUUGCUCCCCAUAAAUCAGCUAGCCCACCAGCUGUCUGAUAAUUUGAUGUUGUAGAGUUCUCUAUCAACCCUUUUAGAAUGGAUUUUAUUGAGCAGAAAAGACACAAAGAGCUGGCCAAUCCAUCUUCAUUUUACCGCUUGGUCUACUCAGAGAUAGAAGAAGUUGGAUGGGAGCGUCUGGUUCGUUUCGGUGGAGAUUUAGAGUUCCUUAGUUUUCGCAUUACAGAUAAGAAGGGAAGAGUGCAUAUCAUGGAAAUUCAGUUGGAUAAAACCUAUCCGCAAGAGCCACCUUCAGUUUCUGCGGAGGUACCAUAUAUAUUCAAUGUUAAAUGGUCAGUAAAAUCAAGAUUAAAAGAUUUGGUGCAACAGUUCCGAGAGCAUUUGGAAAAGCUUCAGGAGUUUUGGUCUACCUUGGAGGAUAUUGAUCAUUCUCUUUGUGUCACUAACAAGAAAAAGUUGUCUCGCGCCACAACUUGUCGCCAAAUUGAUAUAGGAAAUGAUUGUUCGAUAAUGUUGUCUAUAAAUGCCAGAGAUCCUAGAUCUUUGCCAGAGUGUCGCUUUAUGGGCUCUGGUCCAGUGGUGAACCCUGUGAGAAAGUUAUGGCUAAGAAAUAAAAAACGAUGGAUGAAGGAUAAAACACUUCCUGAAAAUCUUGCAUUUAUUUUGGAGACUGAACUACCAAGACCAUCACAUGUCCUGGAGAAUGAUCAGCAAGUUGAAUGUGGAAUCUGUUAUUCCCAAUACCUUCCCAUCGAUGAGGAGCUUGGAUCUAGGAGUGGUGCUGGAACUGACCAUACAUGUGAUAAUACCAGUUGUGGCAGGGCUUUCCAUACUGUUUGUCUGGUGGACUGGCUGCGCUCUAUCACCACAACUAGGCAAUCGUUUGAUGUCCUGUUUGGUAAUUGCCCGUACUGUUCCGAGCCUGUUGCAGUCAAAUUGAAUGAUAAAAAGAAGUAUGUCUAGGUCUUCAAAGCAUUGUACGAUAAAAGGAAGCAUUGUUGUUAAACAUGAUCUCAUUGCUUUGUAAGACAACGAAUUCCUCAGCUGACCACUCCAUUCCCGCAAGUCCUAGUAAAUCUGCCAAUUCUUGAAAAAUCAACUCUUAAAGUGAGAAACUAUGGUGAUUUCAGGGACCACUUUUGUUACUCAUUUAUAUAUUCCACAAUUUCAUUUAAUGUGACCUGCGAUACAGCAAUGAUAUGCAACUUUCAAUUCA
Molecule: messenger RNA, 1292 nt
Organism: Populus nigra (black poplar)
Lineage: Eukaryota; Viridiplantae; Streptophyta; Magnoliopsida; Malpighiales; Salicaceae
Exons: 11
Coding region: 155-1039 (294 amino acids)
Biological process (GO): interstrand cross-link repair; protein monoubiquitination
Cellular component (GO): Fanconi anaemia nuclear complex; nucleus
Molecular function (GO): ubiquitin protein ligase activity
Source: RefSeq, a predicted model, not a curated record